Myotis daubentonii (Daubenton's bat) is the source of this 1444-nucleotide messenger RNA. It is a transcript of the gene RAP1A, whose product is annotated as RAP1A, member of RAS oncogene family. Gene Ontology annotation, cellular component: membrane. The coding region runs from base 170 to 724 and encodes 184 amino acids. The record is from RefSeq and is a predicted model, not a curated record. Gene Ontology annotation, molecular function: GTPase activity; GTP binding. Gene Ontology annotation, biological process: Rap protein signal transduction. Lineage: Eukaryota; Metazoa; Chordata; Mammalia; Chiroptera; Vespertilionidae. The transcript is spliced from 8 exons.
CCUGGCUGCUGCUGCUUGUCCUUCACUGACUCCUCUACCUAUGAGUUUGAAUCGUGGCUUCUCUCACUAGAUGUGUGGCCUGGGCAAAUUACCUACCUCAUAAGCUUUUUGUGAGAAUUUCUUACAACAGUGCUGGAGCAUGAUUGUCAGUAUUUAAACAGACCACACCAUGCGUGAGUACAAGCUAGUGGUCCUUGGUUCAGGAGGCGUGGGGAAGUCUGCUCUGACAGUUCAGUUUGUUCAGGGAAUUUUUGUUGAAAAAUAUGACCCCACGAUAGAAGAUUCCUACAGAAAGCAAGUUGAAGUAGAUUGCCAACAGUGUAUGCUCGAAAUCCUGGACACAGCAGGAACGGAGCAAUUUACAGCGAUGAGGGAUUUGUAUAUGAAGAAUGGCCAAGGGUUUGCACUAGUAUAUUCUAUUACAGCUCAGUCCACAUUUAAUGACUUACAAGACCUGAGGGAACAGAUUUUACGGGUUAAGGACACAGAAGAUGUUCCCAUGAUUUUGGUUGGCAAUAAAUGUGACCUGGAAGAUGAGCGAGUAGUUGGCAAAGAACAGGGUCAGAAUUUAGCAAGACAGUGGUGUAACUGUGCCUUUUUAGAAUCUUCUGCAAAGUCAAAGAUCAACGUUAAUGAGAUAUUUUAUGACCUGGUCAGACAGAUCAAUAGAAAAACACCAGUGGAAAGGAAGAAGCCUAAAAAGAAAUCCUGUCUGCUGCUUUAGGCCCACAGUGAGCAGCAGCUCUGAGCCAGAUUACAGGAAUGAAGAACUGUUGCCUAAUUGGAAAGUGCCAGCAUUCCAGACUUCAAAAAAUAAAUCUGAAGCGGCUUCUCCUGUUUUAUAUAUUAUGUGAAGAAUUUAGAUCUUAUAUUGGUUUGCACAAGUUCCCUGGAGAGAAAAAAAAAAUUGCUCUGUGUAUAUCUCUCAGAAAAUAAGACAAUAGUAUUUCUCCUUUGCAAUAGCAGUUAUAACAGAUGUGAAAAUAAAUAUACUUGACUCUAAUAUGAUUAUACAAAAGAGCAUGGAUGCAUUUCAGAAGUUAGAUAUUGCUACUAUAAUCAAAUGAUUUCAUAUUGACCUUUUUAUCAUGAUUCCUUCCGUCAGGCACUAAACGUUGAACCAUUAUACUUUAUAUCUGUAAUGAUAUAGAUGAUGAAAUUUCCCCUCAAACUCAUUACAGCAGAUAACUUUUUUGAGUCAUUGACUUCAUUUUAUAUUUAAAAAUUAUGAAAUAUCAUUCUGUCAUAUUCUAAUUAAAAUUGUUUGUGCAUAAUGCUUUGGAAAAAUGGGUCUUUUAUAGGAAAAAAACUGGGAUAACUGAUUUCUAUGGCUUUCAAAGCUAAAAUAUAUAAUAUACUAAACCAACUCUAAUAUUGCUUCUUGUGUUUUACUGUCAGAUUAAAUUACAGCUUUUAUGAAUGAUUAAAUUUUAGUACAUUUUCA